Molecule: messenger RNA, 2954 nt
Organism: Branchiostoma floridae (Florida lancelet)
Lineage: Eukaryota; Metazoa; Chordata; Leptocardii; Amphioxiformes; Branchiostomatidae
Product: forkhead box protein I1-like
Exons: 1
Coding region: 140-1051 (303 amino acids)
Biological process (GO): anatomical structure morphogenesis; regulation of transcription by RNA polymerase II; cell differentiation
Molecular function (GO): RNA polymerase II cis-regulatory region sequence-specific DNA binding; DNA-binding transcription factor activity, RNA polymerase II-specific
Source: RefSeq, a predicted model, not a curated record
UGUCGACCAAUCAAAUGCCAGGUUCUGUGUGACGUCAGAGGGGGCGUGGUCUAAUUUCCUUGAAAGGCCGUGGCACCUGUUUUGUCCUGUCAGUCCUACAACUUUCGUCUGAUAUUCUAACUAAUAGGUACUUUAUAACAUGCAUCACUUCGUGCGCCCGGUAGAGAUGGUGCCGUACCAAGUCAAGCCAUCCUCGGGCCUCCAGGCGCCAUCCUCCCGAGAAGGGUUGCAGACCAUUGCGGUGCCCCGUCCUCAGCUUCCUUACCAGGGCAUGUGCGUGUACGACUGCGGCGGUCGGGCUCACCCAUCCCCGCCCGUCCACCUGACAAGCGACGCUCGCCUACCGAUGUACGCCUCCAACCCGUUCUUCUCCACGUCCUACCUGUUCUACCCCCGCUCAUACCUACCGGUCGGACCCGGCACAUCCUUCGGGCCCAUGCCGCACGAGGAGCCGAAGCCCAGCCACAGCUACAUCGGUCUCAUCGCCAUGGCCAUCAUGAGCUCUAAGGAGAAGAAACUGGUCCUUAGCGACAUCUACAAAUACAUCUUAGACAACUAUCCGUAUUUCCGAAACCGUGGACCCGGCUGGCGCAACUCUAUCCGACACAACUUGUCCUUAAACGACUGUUUCGUCAAGAUGGGGCGUAGUGCUAACGGGAAGGGGCACUUCUGGGCAGUCCACCCCGCCAACGUGGACGACUUCGCCCAGGGAGACUUCAGACGGCGGCGGGCCCAGCGGAAGGUUCGGAAGCACAUGGGCCUCCUGCCCGAGGACGACGGCAACAGUAGCUCGGGGUCGUCCAACGAGAACAGCGGUACGGUCAGCCCGCCUCCCCGCCCGUGCCCGAGCGAUCCCCCCCGCGGCUCAUCACACGAUCCCGUCCCGCCAUCGACAGGACGCGAGGAGUCAACAGUACUGCAAAUGUCAUUUUCAAACGACACGUCCAGUCAGGAAAAAACGCGGGAAAAGACGGCGAAGAUUUCUCCCGACGGCACAUUGGUGAGAAGAAAGUUUGACAUGGCUAGUCUUCUAGAGCCGGACUCUAAGUAAAGACUGUCAGCGAACAAGCAAGUCUGAUCGCUUUUGUGAAAUGACAAAACUGUAAGUGAACAUUCUUGAGGAAAAAAACGGCAAAACAUUGACUGACUAGAAGCAAAAAUCUUGCCUCGAAAAUAUGAAUGUUUACGCCAGAUUGGGACAAAAGGCAUUACUACAAUCUUCAUGCUGAAGGAUACGGACACAAGGUAACUUUAACCGAUAAAAAGAAGACUAAAACGAUUAUUUGUAACCUGAUUAGAUAUUGAAAACAGAGUGCACCAUUGAGAAGAGAUAGAUUGUGAUUAUUGUAACUUGUUUUGUUGUCAUCGUUCGAAUAAUAUUAUAAAGAUUUUUGUCGAUAUCAUACAUUUCUUGAUUUAAAAUAGUGAUAUUUAUUUCAACUUGACAAAUAGAUGGAUGUGUCUGUUGUCAGUUGUGCUAACUUGAUGUCUUCUUUCGUUCAUAUUAUCUAAAAAUACUUCUCAACUUGAAAGAAGUACUCUCACUAUGUAUGGUGUAAAAUACGACGCCCAUGCGUGAAUAACAAUACAGAUCAUAAACGUAAGAAUGGAAUGAAAUGGACCAAGUUGAAUAGGAUAAGUACCGUAUUCAUCUGUGUCUAUAUCGACUAUAUAUAUCACCCACUUAACACGAAGCCAAGGAAAAUAUGUUGUGUUUCCAAAUACGACCCUGAAAAACUUAUUGUCGGUAGGUACUAGGAAUUCAAUUUUUCUUUCUUUCUUUUUCUUUCGAUUCAUCUGAGACAAUGACGUCUUUAUUAGUCACUAAAUGCGAAGACUAGGAAACGUUUUCCAAUUUGCGGCCUUGAAAAAUAUGACCGGUUGGUACGAAUCUAUUUUUUCUUUCUUUCUCUUUCUUUAGAUUUCGGGGAAAGUGAUUUAACGAAAAAGUCAGGAAACAAAUAGAAUUUUCAACAUCAUAUUGUGAUUACGAUGAUUGCCAUUAUAUAUGUAGAUAUGCUAGCAAAUUUUACAAGGACAAGUUAUCAAUAUACUGGACAAAGAAGUACGAUGUUUUCUACGCAUUCUUUCAUCGACUGUUCUCUGUUAACAUGUUGUGUAAUAUACGAAGUCUUUUUAAAAUUUUAUUACUCAAAUGUCGAUCAGAUUGAAAACUCUGUACUCUUUGCCAGCGGCACACUAGGGUGCUAGGGUCGACAGGGUUUUGUUAGGUACAGUUGGAUAACAGGAAUCACAACACCUUUUCCUACAACUGAAAGCCUUUCGCCGUAACAUACUGGCUAAGAAUUUCAUAACAUGAAUUCGUGUUCUCAACAUCGCAUAUCUAAUACAUGUCUUAAGGUUUGUUUACAAAUAUGUCAUUUUAACUUGUUACUAGACGUAUUAGAACACGCUGUAUGCAAGAAGGAAUUGUCUGCUUUUUAUUGUCUAUUGUUGCAACGAUAUAUUUGUUCUGAUACAUUGUAUAUGCAUCGCUAAUUAUCAAAUGUGAGGUCAAACUGCUUUAUUUUGAAAAUAUUACAAUUUGAAACCACCGUUGAUAUCCCUUGAUGCGCUGUUUUGAAAAACAACGGAUAUAGGUUUCACAACGGAUAAAGGUGAACUAACGUUAUAUAGAGAGGUCCAGAGAUUAUGUUUUUUUUGUAUGAGAGAUUCUAAGAGUUUCAGUGUCUUUUCAAAUUGAAUGCUUACAGUGUUUGCAGCAUAAGAAUAUAACAUGACUUGAGCAAAACACUAGUAAACUGCGUUGAGUCUUUUUUUGCUUUUUUGUCCUUUUCUGUUGUAACAAUCAACUGUUCCUGCUAUCUGUCUUUCAUCUUUAAGUAAAAAAUGAAAAGUACAUAUUUGGAAAGGAAGUCAUAAUGUUUCAAGAAAUGGAUGACUAAUAUCAGUUUACAACGGUGGAGAAAGUCAAGGUAGUCCACAAAGACUCU